UUCCAUCUCUUUCUCCCUCUCCCUCUCUCCUCCCUCCCUCCCUUUCUUCUUCUUCUUCUUGUUCUUCCUCCCUCCCCCCCAUCUCUCUCUCUAUAAAAUAUAUCCAUAUCUAGAUGUACCUGUGGCUCUCUGUCUCUGGGUUUCUCCAUCACUUUGUCUAUCUCUGUCUCUCCCACUCUCUCACUCUUUCUGUCCCUCUGACCCCUUCUCUGCCUGGCUCUGUCUGUUAUCUCUGUCUCACUCUGGCUCUCUUCUUGUUCCUUCAUCUCUGUUUCUGUCUCUCUCUGUCCCUGGCCUGGCCGCUCUCUGUCUCUCUGCUUUCCCCAUCUGUCUCUGUCUAUGGGCCAUAGCUGACCAGGGCCCCUGCCCUGAACCUGUUUUCUCCUCGCAGCCUGACCACACGAUGACCAGGUGGGCUCUGCUGGUGCUGAUGGUCCUGACAUUGGGCAGGACUCUGCUUGUCCCAGCAACCCCUAUCCCAGGCUUCCAGCUUCUCCCUCAGAACUUUCCCCAGGCCACUCCCCACCCUGUGACCUCGGAGAGCCUUUCAGCCAGCACCACAGGCCCCUCCACUGCUUGGGGCCGCCCCGGCCCUGGCCCCUGCCCUGGCCCCCGCAUCACCCUCUCGCUGGAUGUCCCCCUUGGCCUCCUGCAGAUCUUACUGGAGCAGGCCCGGGCCAGGGCAGUGAGGGAGCAAGCUGCUGCCAAUACCCACAUCCUGGCCCAUGUUGGCCGCCGCUGAGCCUGAGGGAGGGGAUCAC
Messenger RNA from Aethalodelphis obliquidens (Pacific white-sided dolphin), 761 nucleotides. It is a transcript of the gene UCN2, whose product is annotated as urocortin 2. The coding region runs from base 404 to 742 and encodes 112 amino acids. Gene Ontology annotation, cellular component: extracellular region. The record is from RefSeq and is a predicted model, not a curated record. Gene Ontology annotation, molecular function: hormone activity; corticotropin-releasing hormone receptor 2 binding. The transcript has a single exon. NCBI's taxonomy places the organism in Eukaryota, Metazoa, Chordata, Mammalia, Artiodactyla, Delphinidae. Gene Ontology annotation, biological process: digestion; cellular response to nutrient levels; hormone-mediated signaling pathway.